UUUCCGACGUGUUCUUCGUAUCGAGUUUUCCCGGUGUUUAUAUUCUUGGCGCGAGAUGUAGUUCUGUUUUUUUUUGUCCCUAAAUUAGCUAAAAAGGUGCGAUUUUCCUAUAUUUAGGAGAAAACCAUUGAGUUUUCCUUCCAGUCAUGAAAAUGUCAGCCAGCCAGUCCAGGGACAACAAAAUAGUCCCCAAAGGGGCGAAAUUAGCCAUCGAUCAAAUAAACCCCAGUUACACGGUGCGGGUCGUGUGUUGUGUCUUUUUCGUUUUCCUUACGGAGAUUUUUUUGGCCCAUUAUGUAUAUAGGCUAAUAAUCUCGGAAAUCCGCGAGAACUACCUGAGCAAACCGGAUUUCCGUCAUAACUUCCAAACGGAAAUGCGUACCGAGAUGUUCCGUGAGGAAGUUCUCAGGAUCAUCACGUAUUUAGAGGUGAACAGGGGGCCUAAGUUGGAAAUUACUCCACCACCGACCUUAGCAGAAAGAAGUAAACGCAGUGUAGGAAGACACAGCGAUUAUAAUUUUCUUAGAGGGUCGAAAAAUGAGGAUCCUCACCAUACCAAAGUCCCAUUGAUGGAUGAGAACGACGAGGAGGCAAGAAGGAGGAAAACGAGCGUGGACGAUCAAGGGAUUUGGGUUACCAGUUCCAGCAGGAUACAAGAAACGCAGUUGGCAAGCUUUUGCAAAAAAAUCAAAGACUUCUGCCCCCAAAUACCGGGACCUAAGGGAGACAGGGGCGAUCCAGGACUACCCGGCAUCCAGGGUCCGGUGGGUUUUCCAGGUUCGAAAGGUGACCAGGGUCCCGUGGGACCACCCGGUAAAACCGGCCUACCGGGAUUCCCCGGACCCAAAGGCGAUCCAGGACUGGCCGCCAAUCCUGGAAUGCCCGGCUUUCCCGGACCAAAGGGUGAACAAGGACGUCCCGGUCUGGAUGGUAGAAUCGGUAUUCCCGGGACGCCUGGAUUGGACGGGAUGCCCGGGAGGAACGGGUAUGACGGGAUGCCCGGCAAAGAUGGGAUACCCGGAAGGGAUGGAAAGGACGGCAUCAAUGGUCAAAAAGGAGAACGCGGAUUCCCUGGUCCCCAAGGCCCGCCAGGACAAAGAGGCAUUGCCGGUCCUAGAGGGAAAGCGGGACGUCCAGGUACUAACGGAACUCCUGGAUUACCAGGAAUAUCCGCGUAUAAGUUCGGCGGGCCGAAUGCCAGUGAGUUGCUUAUUCCUCCCAUGAUCACUGGGUCUCAGAAGGGCCUCUCGGGACCCAUUAGCGUCGACGAGGGGCAAAUGGUGCGUCUGUACUGUUCGGCAACAGGCAACCCCUCGCCCAAGAUAACUUGGCAAAGGCUGGAUGGGAAGCCCAUAAACCGAGGAGCAUGGCAAGAUUCUCACGUAACCGGUUCGACCCUAAACAUCACCACGGUCAACAGGGAGGACAUGGGAAAGUACCUUUGUACCGCCGAUAACGGAAUUCCUCCAGCCGCCAAUCAUACUUUUGAUUUAGAAGUGGCUUUUCCACCAUUAAUAAAAAUUGCCAACUCUGUAGUGGAGGUGGCCAAUGGGUCUACUGCUGUCCUGGAGUGUGAUAUUGAGGCUUUUCCUGAACCGAUCAGAUACUGGGAACGCUCCGACGGUAGAUUAUUAGAAACCGGUGACAAAUUCCGCAUAGACAACUCGAAGGUGCGACACCGAUACAAAUCCCGCAUGCAACUGAACAUUUCCAGGGUAACAUACGACGACAUGCAGUAUCUUUAUCGUUGCAUCAGUAAAAACGAGAAAGACAUAACCAGUGGAGAAAUAAAACUGCAGGAAAUGGAUCCUACCAGGUUCUACCUUAGCCGCCAAUACUUCCCAUCUGUAUCGGGAAUUUUACCUCCGAUCAAGGAGGUUUAUGAGAACUUAUGUCCGGUACCUCCACCAUGUCCUGGAUGUGAUAACGUCAAGUGUAGUCCAGGUGGUGUCAGUCUGAUCGAUCUGAUUACCAGAUGGGAGAUUCGUCCUUACGGGGAUAUCAAGUAUCAAACAGUGAAUUUGACCAGAACCACAGAUUGUUUGCUCUACGCAGUUGGUAAACCGGUCUACAACCGCUUCUCGGAUUUCCACUUUGGUUGCUGGAUGGCAGACGCGCAUCCAGACUCCAAACCCGGUUACAUUUGGGUUACCAACGAGACCAGCUCCAACGAACUGAUCGAAUAUCGAAAUAAAACCGUUUAUAGGAAGAACAUACCGUCAAUGGUGUAUCGUCUGGACCACCCGUUCAGCGGCAACUCCCACGUGGUCUACAACGGGUUCUUCUUCUACAACGUCAAAGGGACAAAACGGAUUUUCAAGUACAGUUUAGCAGAUAAAAGCACCAUUUCGUUGGAUCUACCCGGGGAUAUGAAUAGAACGUCCAAACUAUAUUCCGGGCAGCAUAAUUACGUCGAUUUUUGUGUGGACGAGAAUGGAUUAUGGUUGAUUUUCGCUGUGGAAGAUUCGAAUAAUACUGCUGUGAUGAAGGUUGAUAUUGACAAAAUGUCCCCCCAAUACACGUGGAACAUCAGCAUAGAACAUCAAAAAGUGGGUGAAAUGUUCAUCGUGUGCGGAGUAUUGUAUGCGGUCGACAGUGUGACUGAAAGAAACACGAAGAUCCGGUUCGCUUUCGAUUUAUACAAGAACGUUCUGCUGGACGUCAAUUUACAGUUUUCCAACCCGUUUAGAAAAACCACCAUGUUGAGCUACAACCAUAAAACGAAAGAAUUAUACUCGUGGGAUCGAGGAAACCAGUUGACUUAUCCAGUACGUUCGCACGAUAUCGGUUACAACUAUAAUCAGACUUCUAAGGACGAUUUGUCCGAUCCGUUGCCUACCGCUGCUAAACUGACCGGGUUUGAGGUGAUAAAUGCCACGAAAACCUAGUAAAUGAUAUAAUUAUUAUAUUAAAAGAAAAUGUAUAAUGUAUAAUAAUAACCUAUAAUAAAAUAUAUUGUAUAUAAGUUAGCUAUGGAACUUGAAUGAAUGGUGGCAUGUGGAUUUAUUGGAAUUAUGUGCAUAAUUUAAAUGAGUAUGAUAUUCGUCUUAAUAUAUUUUCUUUUCUGUGCUCAUGCCACCCAAAUUGCAAUAUAACUCCCCUAAGGUAUAAGAAAAUGUAAUAUUUUUAAUUCACUUAUUUAUUGUAAUAUAAUAUUGUAACGUUUCUAAUGAAGAAUAAAGUGUUUAUCUUAAAA
Molecule: messenger RNA, 3196 nt
Organism: Anthonomus grandis grandis
Lineage: Eukaryota; Metazoa; Arthropoda; Insecta; Coleoptera; Curculionidae
Exons: 17
Coding region: 147-2888 (913 amino acids)
Biological process (GO): signal transduction
Source: RefSeq, a predicted model, not a curated record